GAAGCGAGACGUCGCACAGUGGACAGAGUGAUGGGCUGAAAUAUCUGAAUUCCCGCACCCGUUAAAUGCACCUUUGGCCCCAUUGCUCAUUGGCUUCCUUCUUCUCAAGCCCUAAUCCCGAUCACGAUCCCGAUCCCGAUCCCUGCCUCGUCGGAAGCUCAAUUAUAUUGGUGAUUUGCCCCAAUUGGAAUAAGGUGAUCCUAUGAUACAUGGACCUAUUCUUAGGCAGGAAGGAUUGAGUUUGAAAGCUGGAUGUGUUGCUCCUAAUCUGGACUGGAAAGUGCAAGAUCGGUUCUCAUGGGGGCUGUAUUGAGUUUCAGAGCUAGAAAUGGUGAGCUCUAUGAAGUACCACAGAGUGAAACUUGCAAAAGGCAAAAGACAUCCUCAAGCUUUUAUGAGGACCCACGACUAAUUCCCAGCCUUCCUGAUGAGAUAUCAAUUCAGAUUCUUGCUAGACUUCCUAGAAUUAGCUACUUGAAUGUAAAAUUAGUCUCACGGAGCUGGAAAUCUGCCAUUGUAAGUCAAGAACUUUAUAAGGUCAGAAAAGAACUUGGAAUAACAGAAGAAUGGCUUUAUGUUUUGACAAAGGUGGAACAUGAUAAACUUAUGUGGUAUGCAUUGGACCCACUGACUAGGAAAUGGCAAAGGCUGCCACCAAUGCCCAAUGUUUCAACAGAUGAAGGAUCUAGAAAGGGCUUAUCAGGUCUUCGGGUGUGGAAUAUGGUGGGAUCGAGUAUCAGAAUUGCAGAUACCAUAAGGGGCUGGCUUGGAAGGAAGGAUGCACUGGAUCGGAUGUCCUUUUGUGGCUGUGCUGUUGGGGCUAUUGAUGGUUGUAUCUUUGUGCUGGGAGGAUUUUCUAGAGCAUCAGCCAUGAGCCGCGUGUGGCGUUAUGAUCCAAUUCUAAACAGUUGGAGUGAGGCAAGUCCCAUGUCCAUGGGAAGAGCUUAUUGUAAGACAGGUGUCUUAAACAAAAAGCUUUAUGUUGUUGGUGGGGUUACUAGGGGGCGAGCAGGACUGACCCCCCUUCAGUCUGCUGAAGUAUUUGAUCCGUGUACUGGCUCGUGGUCUAAUGUCCCGAGCAUGCCUUUUUCGAAAGCUCAGAUGCUACCAACAUUGUUUCUGGCUGAUUUGCUUAAACCUAUUGCAACCGGAAUGAUAUCCUACAGGGGGAAACUAUAUGUGCCUCAGAGUCUAUAUUGCUGGCCUUUCUUUGUUGAUGUGGGAGGAGAGGUCUACGAUCCUGAAACAGAUUCGUGGAUUGAAAUGCCAAACGGCAUGGGAGAGGGUUGGCCUGCAAGGCAGGCAGGAACCAAAUUGAGUGUUAUAGUUGACGACAACUUGUAUGCCCUGGAUCCUUCAAGUUCCAUGGAUAGUGCUAAGAUCAAAGUAUAUGAUCAUGAAGACGAUGCUUGGAAAGUGGUGGCUGGCGAUAUCCCCAUGAGCGACUUCACAGAUUCCGAGUCUCCUUAUCUACUUGCUAGUUUUCUUGGCAAGCUUCAUGUUAUCACCAAAGAUGCAAAUCACAACCUUGCAGUCAUGCAGGCAGAGAGGCAAAAGUAUCCAACUGCCAUGGCGGCAUCAACUUCAUCACCUCCUGUAGAUGAUCCUCCACGCCCGGCAGGAUCUGAGACAAAUGUCUGGAAUGUCAUUGCCACGAGGGGUGCCGGUUUGGAGGAACUGGUCAGCUGCCAGAUCCUUAACAUCUAGAACUAUUGAUGAUGAUGAUUUUAUCAAUACUAUGUUUAGAGCUUUGUUUCAAAGUAAGUGUUUUAUCUGAUCAGCAUAGUUUUAUCACCUUCUUCUUGGUGGAAAUAGCACACUGGACUGGAGUGGUCUGUCAUCCAUCAAUCCAUCCAUAUAAACAUCUGGUUAUGGUUAAGGGGCGCACACACACACAUAAUUUUAUCCUCUUGUCAAGGAUCUAUGAGCGGAUCAUCUUCCAGCUUUAGAUUGCUAUAAAAAUAGAUUACGUAUUCAGUACA
Messenger RNA from Diospyros lotus (date-plum), 1982 nucleotides. RefSeq names its product F-box/kelch-repeat protein At1g22040. The transcript has 2 exons. The coding region runs from base 298 to 1707 and encodes 469 amino acids. Gene Ontology annotation, molecular function: protein binding. NCBI's taxonomy places the organism in Eukaryota, Viridiplantae, Streptophyta, Magnoliopsida, Ericales, Ebenaceae. The record is from RefSeq and is a predicted model, not a curated record.